GUCGAUUGUUUGCAAGUUAUUUUUUGUUUACAUUAUACUUUAAUCGUCAUCGUUUACCUCAUUAAAUUCACGCAUCAUGGAGAUUUUAAUCUAAAAAAAUAAAAGAAUUGAACCAGUUGUUCCCAUUUUCUACCAGUAAUCACUAAUACUGUUUUUUCCUUAUGGGUCUUUGGUACACCUGCCACAUAACUAAAUCCUUUUUCACGCGUGAAGCUUAUCGAAGGAACAGUUCCAUCUCUCUCUUAUUGCUUGAAACAUGAGAAAAUAAAUAAUUAGCAAAUAUUUAAUUCUUUUCUUAUUUAUUUCAACCAUGGGAGAGGUUUUAGUGUUGCUAUUUCUAUCAUCUGCCAUGCUAAUAGGAUGUUAUAUGGCAGGAAUGAUUCCAUUGAUUGUAUCUUUGUCUGAGGACAAAUUACAAAUUGUUUCAGUCUUGGGAGCUGGACUUUUAGUUGGGACUGCCCUCUCUGUGAUUAUACCAGAGGGUGUUAACACAUUAUACUCAACACAAUUAAAGCAGCUAGAGGCUUUGAAGCACAUUCAAAAGGAAGUCUUAACUCAAGAGUCAGUUUCUCAAGCGCACAUUCCAGAAAUACAUGACUUUGAGCCCCAUUCUGUCAUUGGGGUUGCCUUAGUCUUAGGAUUUAUAUUCAUGCUACUAAUAGACCAAAUAAGUUCAGCUCACAGCCUACACUCCUCAACAGCUGAUGUUGAAUCUUCCUCUAAGCAGGAUCGUCAUAAAAUUACUGCUACUAUAGGACUUGUUGUACAUGCUGCUGCGGAUGGUGUGGCUCUUGGGGCUGCUGUCACAACAUCCCAUACAGAUAUAGAGAUGAUAGUGUUUACAGCUAUUAUGCUACAUAAAGCGCCAGCUGCUUUUGGACUUGUAACGUUUUUGAUGCAUGAAGGCUUGGACAGAGUCAAAAUUAGAAAACACCUAUUGAUAUUUGCUCUUGCUGCACCCGUUCUUGCUAUCAUCACUUACUUUGGUAUUAGUCAGUCGACGAAAGAAAGACUGUCCUCGAUGAAUGCCACUGGGAUUGCCAUGCUCUUCAGCGCUGGAACUUUCCUUUACGUGGCAACUGUUCACGUUCUUCCAGAAAUAGCUCUUCAAUCUCACAGGCACAACCCCGACAUCUCCACUCCGGACAUCAAAGGGUUCAGGAAGGUGGAACUUCUGGCCCUCGUGGUGGGUGCCCUCCUACCUCUCCUCUUGUCGGUCGGCCAUCACCACUGAUGUCACAGUUUGUAGUCUUUCUGGGACUGCUUUGCUGGUCCGGGAGGAGAAUUGUUGUGAUAAUCUGAACAAAUAGAAGCAUUGAAGAGAGAGAGAAAAAAUUUUUUAUAGUUUGUUCUUUGAUGUGUUCAAAGCAUUUUAUAUUCUCUUUUUCAAAGACAUUUAAGUUUUCAGUGAAUUCAAGUUUAGAUUUCUAAAAAAAACACUAUUUCAGUAGUACGGAAAAAACCUGUUUGUUAUAUCUUUUGGUUUUUUAAAAUAUUUAAUUGAUUUAGUUUUUUACUGAUAAUCCUGAUAAUCUGUUUUGGGUAGAUUUUAUUGAUCAAUCCUAUUUUUAAGUAAAGUCUAAAUAAGCUCUUUCAAUGCAAUUUAAUAAGAAAGAAUAAAAUAUUGGAUGCAUUUUAGAGUGCAAUAGAUAGUUGCCUUAUUCUUAUCUGAGAAAGACUAAGAGAGUGGUGAAUCUAAGAUGAUUCGAGUAAUUAAAUUUAUAGUUGAGGCAAAAAUUGUUUACAGUGUGAUAUUAUAAUAAUAUUUUAUGUUCUGAAAUUUAUAAUCCAUUAUCUGAUAUAAAAAGAAGUAUAAUAAAUUCUGGAAGCAUUAUUAUCAAGUACAAAAUUAAAUCCGUUCUUUGUUAUUUAAAUUGCUCAUCCAUUCAUUUGUCUUUAUUUUGGAAUUCCACCUUUUAUAAUUUACUAGCAUGUAACUAUUUGUUUAUUGAAUGAGCUUCUAUAAAUACUUAAAGAAAUUUUACAAAUUGAAUUAUUAGUUGUUGUCAUAGUUCCUUUUUCUUAUAUUAAGUUGUUUCUAUUAAAGGUAAGUUAGAUUUAAUUAUGUUUAGUUGAGCUUUCAAAAUGCUUAUGUAAUGUAUAUUUACAUAAAAUGUGUUAUUUUUGUUUACAGUGCUUGUUUUGUUUUUAGCUACACAAUAUUGCCUAGUUUAAAACAUAAAAUAAUUAUGUUUGACUUUGUUUCAAAAAAAGGGAAAAAUAUUGAAGAUAUUACAUGUACAGUUUUUACUUGCAUAAUACUGUUUAUUUGAAGAGAAAAAUGAAGUUCAUGUUUUCAUAAAGUACUUACAUUGAUUUUUCAAUUGCAUGAUAAUAUAUGAAGCAUUUCUUUUCACUAAAAGAAUUUUUGUGUAAUCUGACUUUUUACUGUAGUUUCUCCCAUUCUGCUAAAAAUUUGCAAUAGUGCAAUUAUACACCUUGUUGAAAAGUUCUUGCUGAACAUGUAAGUUUUUUUUUAAUUAAUAAAAUAGUUAUUAUAAAAUAGAUAAUAAAAAAUAUCAAUAAAAAUAUAUAUAUAAAAUCUAUAGAUAGAUGAAAUUGAUAUAAUUAAUGACAUUCCUUAAUUAGUGUCAUUGAAUUAAUUCAAAUAUACCAUUAACAAUAUACUGCCUAAAAAGUUUUUUAAAGGCUGGAGGUUACACUCAUUUUGUUAAGAAAUAUUUAGCUAUUUCAAAUGUUGAAAGCACUACUUUGCACUUUGAAUAUUUUCUGUUAAGCUUUUGCAUUUUUAUUUCACCUGCCUGUGUUUGAAAUGUUGUUCCAAGUACUUAUGCCUUUUUUUCUGCUUUUUUUUUUCUUCACUCAAAAUAGAUUCACCAUCUAUCUUUAUAUACUCGAGUAUAAGUCACAUUCAAUCAUCUAUUCCAGAAAAGAAAAAUAUGUAAUAAAUAUUGUUAUUUAAGAUUAAUUGUACCUGUUAUACUCAUAAUUGUGAUAGUUAGAACUGUCGUUUUUGUAAAAACAAAGUUUGAAAAAUGUCUAAAAUUGAACUGCAGAAUCAUUUAUAUUCUCGUGCGUAUAUUUUCAUUGUUUCUGAUGGACAUGGAUGCUAAACUGACAAUACAACACUAAAGUAUGAAUUUCUUUCAAGAUAUUAAGAGAUAAAAUGUCAGUUAAUUAUUUUUAAAGCCUCAUUAUUAUUUAUGAGGCAAAAGUGUUUUAUUUUUUCUCUCAUAAUAAUAACUAUAAAUAUGUUAAGAGCUCUGAAAAAAUAAGCAAAAACUAAUUGUUUUGACCGAAAAAAAAAGGAAGAAUUGAUAGUCAGAAAUAAUUAAAAAAAACGUUCUAGGACUCUAUUAAUCACUAAAUAUUUCCCUGCUGAAUAUCCAAGAUGUUACUACUACCCAAAUACUCAUGUGAUGAACUUUCAAAGGUAUACAAAUGACAUUCAAGAAUUUAUUUAUUCAGAUUUUAUGUGUUGUGAAUGACGCGAUUUAUCUAAAUUAUUUCAAUUUUAGUUGCUUGUUUGAAAAGAAAAUUUGAAUUUUAGCUUGAAUUAAGUAUACAUUGAAUGUAUGUUGUACAUUGAGUCAGUUCCUGACAAAGUAAUGUAUAUAUUUUGAUGAUCUAAUAUAUUGAAAUUUAAAAACAAAAUUGUGUACAUAAAUAAAAUAGUUUUUUUUAUGUGUCUUAUCUUCUUCAAACAAAAUAUAAAUACUCAAAUUUUUAUUUAAUUAUUUAUUUUGCAUUAAAAGAGAAGGUGUACAUGAUGCCUUUUUGCAGAAUAUGUUUUCUUAAAACAAAGCGAAAAAUGUUGUUGUCAAUUACUUUAUAAGAAUAAAUGAUUUUUUAUAUAUUUA
This is a messenger RNA of Parasteatoda tepidariorum (common house spider), 3821 nucleotides long. RefSeq names its product Zinc/iron regulated transporter-related protein 102B (gene Zip102B). Gene Ontology annotation, biological process: zinc ion transport; transmembrane transport. Gene Ontology annotation, molecular function: metal ion transmembrane transporter activity. Gene Ontology annotation, cellular component: membrane. The record is from RefSeq and is a predicted model, not a curated record. NCBI's taxonomy places the organism in Eukaryota, Metazoa, Arthropoda, Arachnida, Araneae, Theridiidae.